Messenger RNA from Chelonoidis abingdonii (Abingdon island giant tortoise), 1182 nucleotides. NCBI's taxonomy places the organism in Eukaryota, Metazoa, Chordata, Testudines, Testudinidae. The record is from RefSeq and is a predicted model, not a curated record.
GUCCGGGUUUAUUCCUCCCUGAGCCCUUUCCCCUGCAGCGUUCCCAGGAAUGACGGGACCAUAAAGCUCCAGGAUGAGGUUAUGACCCUGCUCUGGUUGUUUGCUCCAUUGCACAGGCUUGGUGCCAGCCAUGGGCAGCGCAUGCCUCUGGGAUUUGGAGAGGCCGGGCAUGAGUGCCAGAAACUCCCUGGCACCCAGGUCAUUGCCCUGCCCAUUGCUCCACUCUCAUUUGGCCUCCUCUUCUCAAGGUCCUGCCCAUGUGCCGCUCCUGCUCUGCCCCAGCUCCCACUCAGCCCCCUCCCCAGAGGCUCCCCGCUCACCUUUCACUGUUGCAGCUCGCUCCUCUCCCCCACCCCCUCCUCCAAGUCCCCCUCGCCUACCGCUUGUUCCUUUCUGCCCCCUCCUGCCUUAAGGGUGAGUGAUGGGGAGGAGGGACGGAGAGAAGCAAUUGGCGGCCCCCCCCCACAGCUGAUGGGCAGCAGGCGGUGGAUGCUGCAGGCUUCAGGGGAAGAGCUGAAGCAAGGGCUCCGGGCAGAGCGCAGGCAGCACUCCAAAGGCAGCAGGUCUGCAGCAUCCUCCGAAGAGAGGGGCGCUGCAUCCUGUUUGGGGAAGCUCAGCCUCCCCUGGCCUAUGGUACCUGCCAUCCAGGGUGCUGGCAGCAUCAGGCUGUGUCUCUGGUGGGGAUGUCAGCGCAGCAGCUCUGGUAGGCGGAGGAGGGGCAGUUCCUGGCCCUUGUACAGUGGUGCAGACCCAUUCCUGGGAUCUCUGAUAGGGGCAAAUUCUCAAUCUUGGAUGCGGUGUUUCACUAUUAUGUGGAUCCUGUUUCCCUCCUGCACAUGGGGAUGGUGUGUCGGCGGCUACAGCCAUCGGUUUUCAGUGGCCUCCAUGACAAAGCUCUGCAGCAUCUCUGCAGCCUGGAGGAAAGAGAUUGUUCCUUCUCGCUCUGCACCCACAAUCCGUGCAGUGAAUCUGGCCAGUACCUGGGCCAGACACUGGAGCUGGGAGGAUGAUUUGCCCCCCAUGGCCACUUCAUCCCAGUCACCUGCUACUGUCACUGUGACUUCACCUGUGCUUGUCUGUAGCCAAGUGAUGAACUCAUGGGAAAAAAAGUCUGUUCAGAUUAACCUACCUCUUACAGUGAAAUCCCUGCAGGGAGCGUUGGGGGUGUGAGGAAGACACCAG